Messenger RNA from Drosophila virilis, 1370 nucleotides. Its product is annotated as phosphoglycerate mutase 2. Gene Ontology annotation, biological process: glycolytic process. The record is from RefSeq and is a predicted model, not a curated record. Gene Ontology annotation, molecular function: intramolecular phosphotransferase activity. NCBI's taxonomy places the organism in Eukaryota, Metazoa, Arthropoda, Insecta, Diptera, Drosophilidae.
UACAAUUAAUUUCAAAUUUCAAAUUUCGGUUAGUGUGCGUAAUAAAACUCUUAUUGAUUUUUCGCUCUUUCUCAACGUGCUGCGGAAAACAACAACAGCAACCGGCUCAGCAUCAGCUGUUGUUGUACCGUAGUCAUCAGCAUCGUCGACGCCGAUAGCGACGUCGACUGAGACGUUAAGUGGCAGCUCAUAUUUUGCCAAUAAGAAUUGUGCGCAGUACUCGACCGCAGCCAAUAGAAAAACAAACGUAGUUGCAGGCAGAAGUGAUAUAUGUACAUAUAAACAAAACGACGCAGUGCAAGCCAAACGGAUAAGCGGAUAGAGUGUGUGAGAGAGGAGUCGAUACAAGUGAUGUUCAAGUUAUUGAAACAAAAAGUGUAACGUACUGGCAUUAUAAAAUACAUAUAUUGAAAGAAAACGAACAACAAUAACAACGCAAAAAAAAAACUCACCAAAAAAAAACUUAUCAAAACCAAAGCGCACAAACAACACUCGUAAAACUAAAUAACAGAAAUGCGCGAGCUUAGGGAGCUGCGACAGCAGCGUCAGGCUUCCAACCUCAUGGCAAAAACGAAUCGCCUUGUACUAUUGCGCCACGGCGAGAGCGAGUUUAAUCUGAAGAAUCUAUUUUGUGGCUGGCACGAUGCGCCGCUUAGUGCGGGUGGCGUGGAACAGGCGCGCAGCAUCGCUGCAGCCAAUCUGAAAAGCGCCGGCAUGGAAUUCGAUAAGGUUUACUGCUCGAAGCUGAGUCGCUCCAAGCGUACCGCCGAUUUGAUAUUGAGCGAAUUGGAAUGCUCCUUUUUGCCAAUUGUAUCAGACUGGCGGCUCAAUGAGCGGCACUAUGGCAAUUUGACGGGCGUUAACAAACGGGAACUGGCCAAUAAGUAUGGCGAGAAGCAGGUACAGCAUUGGCGACGCAACUACGACGGCCUGCCGCCUCCAAUCGAGACCUCCAAUCUCUACUUUUACGAGAUCUGCAAUAGUUCCGACUUUCAAAAUGUGCCGAUCGAUGAAUUUCCUCUCACCGAGUCUAUGCGCAUGUGCGUGGAUCGCGUCAGUCCCGUCUGGGAGGAGAUCAAAAAAGAUGUGCUCAAAGGCACACGCGUCUUGGCCGUCGUUCAUGGAACUGUGGCUCGAGCCCUGAUUAAGCACGUUGAAGGCCUGUCUGAAGAGCAAAUCGAAAAGGUCAACAUUCCCAAUAGUGUGCCAAUUGUCUACGAGUUCAAUAUGGCCACGGGUCAGCUCAUUGGUGAGAGCAAAUACUUGGGCGAUGUCAAGUAUAUUGAAGAAAUGAAGCAAAAAGUGGCAGCUAUUGGCGAUUGAAAACUACAUAUUUUUUAAAUAAACCUAAGUUUUUAGCAAUAAGUUUA